Messenger RNA from Cyphellophora attinorum, 792 nucleotides. RefSeq lists its product as uncharacterized. The transcript has 2 exons. NCBI's taxonomy places the organism in Eukaryota, Fungi, Ascomycota, Eurotiomycetes, Chaetothyriales, Cyphellophoraceae. The record is from RefSeq and is a predicted model, not a curated record. The coding region runs from base 1 to 792 and encodes 263 amino acids.
AUGGCUCCUACACUUGUCAUCGUCCCGGGCUCGUUCGCCACGCCGACCAUGUAUGAUGGCUUUACCACACAGCUCAAGAAGUCGGGCGUCGAAGACGUUCGCAUUGUGCACACACCUUCCGUCGGACCAUUCGACGACCGCAAACCAGGCAACGUGUCCGACGACGUUUCCGCGAUCACCAAGCUGGUCGAAGAGGUCCUCUCCGAGGGCAAGGAGGUCACCCUGAUCGCCCACUCCUAUGGCGGUAUUCCAACUUCUCAAUCGCUCAAAGAACUUGGUGCCGUAAACAGAUCGGAUGGCAAAGGCGUGAAAAAGGUCAUCUACCUGGCGAGCGUCAUCCUGCAAGAAGGCGUCAGCAACUUCGAGUUAUUUGGCAACAAUCUUCCAGACUUUGUCAAGAAGCAUGAAGCAGACGGUUACAUGACGCUCGACCCUGAUGUCGCUGGACCCCUCACCUUCUCAGAGCUUGAUUCAGCUGAGGCUGUUUCUGUCGCCAAAUCCGGCAUGGCGUCUCAUUCGAUCGCUGCAUUUGAGGAAAAGUUGAGCUAUGCCGGUUACAACGACGUGAACGAAGUCAACUGGAUUCUAACCACCGAAGACAUGAUCGUGCCGGGACAGUUCCAGAAAGGUUUCAUCGACUUGAUCAAUGCCGGACGUAAGAUCAAGUAUGAGAGGGAUGGACGGAAGCGACCAGAUGUGAAUAUUAUUGAACGCUCAUGGGACCAUUGUCCAACGCAUAGCCAUACGGAGGAGCUCGUGGACAUCGUGAAAGGUAUCCUGGGUGCCCCGUAG